This is a messenger RNA of Mercurialis annua (annual mercury), 825 nucleotides long. RefSeq names its product non-specific lipid transfer protein GPI-anchored 5-like. The record is from RefSeq and is a predicted model, not a curated record. NCBI's taxonomy places the organism in Eukaryota, Viridiplantae, Streptophyta, Magnoliopsida, Malpighiales, Euphorbiaceae. Gene Ontology annotation, molecular function: lipid binding. The transcript is spliced from 3 exons. Gene Ontology annotation, biological process: lipid transport. The coding region runs from base 85 to 591 and encodes 168 amino acids.
ACAACAUUUUGUACACAAUCUUCAUAUAAACAGAAAAUUCAAUCAGUAACGCUUUCAAGAAUCAAGUUUUACUAAUUAACCAACAUGGCCUCAAGGGGAAUAAUCAACACAAAUCUAGUUAUUCUCCUUGUGGCCAUGUGGUGGGCUAGAGCCACGGCUCAAUCAGACAGUUGCAGCAAUGUGAUCAUUAGUCUAGCUCCGUGCCUAAACUUUGUAAGUGGAAGCUCGUCGACUCCGUCUUCUUCGUGCUGCUCGCAGCUGGCGAGUGUGGUCCGGUCACAGCCGCAGUGUCUCUGUACUGUACUAAACGGUGGUGGUGCCUCAUUGGGGGUUACUAUUAACCAGACACUUGCGCUAGCACUUCCUGCUGCCUGUAAUGUGCAGACCCCUCCUGUUAGCAAGUGCAAUGCUGCUGAUGGACCUGCUAUGUAUUCUGCUGAUUCUCCUGGAGGUUUGCCAGGAGGAUCUAAAGCAACUCCAACAACUGCAGAGAGCUCUUCAGGUGGCCUGAACAUCGAUACGAUUCUUCAAAUGGCUCUCUUUGCAAUGUUCAUGGCAUCAUGCGGCUCUACUUUCAGCAGCUUCUUCUGACUUUUACCCGGGGCCGGUCACCGGUGUCUUUGAGCUUCUACAUAUCUAUACCUAUUUGAGUUUUUAUAUUUUGUGUGGUGUGCUUCGUUUAAUGUAUUGUAUGGUCUACAAAUUAAAGCUUUAAUUGCUUUUAAGUGUGUAUUGUGGGAGUGAUUUAUGAUUGCUUAAACUGUUGUAAUAGUCUUGCUUCGUUAUAUUUAUCAGUACAAUAAAAAGCAAGCUUUCGUUUGUGUU